AUGUUUAAGAAAAACAAGAGGAAAUCACAGGAGCGAAAAAUAUCCAAGAAAAACAACAGCAAAGAAAGGAAGACUUCUCGGGAUCAAAAUUCAGAAAGCCAAAGGACAACUCCCUUCUUUCCACAGAAUUGAAAACUUUUUUCUCCAGAGGUUGGCAGGAUAGUGUGGGCCAUUUACUUUGUUGUGAUUUGACAGGAACAGCAUUCAGAGUCGGUGAUUGGUAUCUUUUGACGGCCUUUCACAUAAUUGAAAGCACAUUGGGUGCGUGCUUGAAAAUGAUAAUAGAAAAUGCCCAGUGUGACCCAAAUCGUGGAAACAACUAUCUGUAUCUAUUGCAAGUUUUGGAAGUGAAAGGGUCUGGAUCAGGGGUUGAGAUGAUGAUAGAGAAUGGAAUUAAAGAGUGGAUUACAAAAUGUAAAGAUAAUCUCAGGAUAAGCAAUUUAUUGGAAGCCAUGAGAGUCACGGGAUUCUCCGUAGCAAGAGAAAACAUAUUUAAAAUUAUGGGUGAGAAUCCUAUGCAAGUUGUCUUUGGUCGCAUGAAAGAACACGAAGAGGGUAUAAAAUAUCCCGUGAAAUUUGACAUUCCGUUCUACAGCAAAACUGAGGACAUUGCUAUACUGGAAGUUGAUCCGACAAAUUUACCCCGUUUACCAAUUGCAUUUGCAUUAGAAAGAUCAAUUAUUGCGCCAGAGUCUAUUCACAUUGUUGGUUACCCAGCCUCACACGGAAGGAAACAAAUAUUUGACCCAAAGUGCCCUUUGAUAUUGGAAAUGGAAGCUCGAACAACACUUGAGCAAUGGAAAGUAAUGUAUCCCUGGGAGGAUUUCCAAAAUUUCAGCAGGGCCUGUGAUUCUGCAUUUUCCGGGAAAGAAAAAGUGCUGUUUCACUGUUCUGAAUCUACGGCUCACGGUGCCUCGGGUAGUCCUGGACUGAUACUUUCAGACGGUGACAAACCAAAAGUGUAUCUCAUGCUACAGGAAGGAUUUCCGUCAUUUAUGUACGGUAAUAAUUGUCAGGUAGAUAUUAAGACUGUUCCAAAAGAACUUCUAAUUGAAAGUGGAAUUAGCAUGUCCAGAGUUUACUCACUACUCAGCAACACGCCAUACUUAGUAAUCCUGCGAAAUGCGAUUUUCCAUACUUGAACAUUUUGUAUAAUG
Saccostrea echinata is the source of this 1157-nucleotide messenger RNA. RefSeq lists its product as uncharacterized. The record is from RefSeq and is a predicted model, not a curated record. The transcript has 4 exons. The coding region runs from base 276 to 1142 and encodes 288 amino acids. NCBI's taxonomy places the organism in Eukaryota, Metazoa, Mollusca, Bivalvia, Ostreida, Ostreidae.